AUGUUUUCGAAUAAAAUCCAAACCGCUUCAAUAAACAAAAAAUCUAUUACUUCCAAACAGAAACUUACUUCUCAUACUAAUACUAUCGCUACUGCCAUGAUCCAUAAAGUUUCCAAAACGAAAAACUUUCACAAGAAAAAUGAUUCCGGCUUUAGUGAGGAAUUUUUCCAUCCAAUUCUUAUUGACUCGAAAUCUAAUGUUCCUUAUUCAAAUUGCCUUGGAUUGAACGAUACUCUAUAUAGAUCAACUAUCAUUCACUCAAAGAAGAAAGGACAUUUGGUAUAUAGCACCGAUCCUAAAUUGAAUGCGUGGUUCAGGGCUCCUCUUGAAAUCGCUCUCAAAUGGAAAGGAUUCGCUCCUGAAGCACAGUUUCGUACUCUUUGUCGUACCACUUCUAACAAAAAAAGUACAACUGUCAAUGUAAAAAAUGCUAAUCUUGCUAGGGAAGUAAUUAUCAAGAAAUUUGUCAAGUUAGAAUGUGAUACGAUCUAUUUGGAAGCUAGAGCAAGAGUAAUUGCUAGAAGAUGGGCCACUAGAAAAAACGUUAUUUUAAAUGCUGAGAAACGGAUCCAAUCAGUAAGAAAUGAGCGAAAACAAUUGACGACAAGAGAUGAUUCAGAUGCUGGAUUUGAACUUGAAGAAAAAUUGGGCUGGAAAAGAAUCGAAACAUUUCGAAAAUCUCUUUCUCAAACAAAUUUCACGAAUACUAAAGUUAUCAAAGAUAUCGAUUUUUAUCUUGAAGAACUUGAAGGAUGGUCUCGUAUUGAAUCUUUCAAGUUCGAUCUAUCUCAUCACAAAGCAACUCUAGAAUCACAAAAAUUAAAUUACCGUCAACAAAUCGUCGUA
Molecule: messenger RNA, 846 nt
Organism: Ambispora leptoticha
Lineage: Eukaryota; Fungi; Glomeromycota; Glomeromycetes; Archaeosporales; Ambisporaceae
Source: the annotation of a GenBank genome assembly